Pelobates fuscus (common spadefoot toad) is the source of this 455-nucleotide messenger RNA. RefSeq names its product ly6/PLAUR domain-containing protein 2-like. The transcript is spliced from 3 exons. Gene Ontology annotation, cellular component: plasma membrane. The record is from RefSeq and is a predicted model, not a curated record. Bases 21 to 455 code for a protein of 144 amino acids. NCBI's taxonomy places the organism in Eukaryota, Metazoa, Chordata, Amphibia, Anura, Pelobatidae.
ACUUGCAGGAUAUACUAAGGAUGAGGUUCUGGCUGAGUGUGCUUCUGGUAGCAGUAAUCCGGACAAGAGCUGUCCUGGGACUCAUGUGCUACACAUGUAACAUGCCAACAUCCAGACCUGACUGUCGUACUGAAACCAACUGCACAGCUUUAUCCCCACUUCUCAAAACCUGUAAAACGACUGUCUAUGCAACUGACCAGGGUUAUCCGUUCCAAGGAAAUCAGAUCAUUGUGCGUCAGUGCGUUCAGACCUGCAAGGCCACCAAUCAGAACUUGCUCGGAGUUACUAACCCCACAUACUGCUGCCGUUCGGAUUUCUGUAACAAUAUAGGGCUAAUACCUGAUGGCACUGAUGGACCUUCAGCUGAAGGGGCGGCCAUAGCAAAGCUAAACUUUGUGGCCAUGUUACUGCCUCUUUUAGCCACUGCUGCCUUGUUCUUAGUAGGACUAGUAUGA